This is a messenger RNA of Zonotrichia leucophrys gambelii, 2299 nucleotides long. RefSeq names its product gap junction protein alpha 3 (gene GJA3). Bases 156 to 1697 code for a protein of 513 amino acids. The record is from RefSeq and is a predicted model, not a curated record. NCBI's taxonomy places the organism in Eukaryota, Metazoa, Chordata, Aves, Passeriformes, Passerellidae. Gene Ontology annotation, cellular component: connexin complex. Gene Ontology annotation, biological process: cell-cell signaling. The transcript has 2 exons. Gene Ontology annotation, molecular function: gap junction channel activity.
UCAGCCCUGCACUCCUCGUGCUUUUCCUUUACUCAGGCCAAACUUUCACUCAGAGGUCAAGUGGAGUCAAGAAGAAGUCUAAAGAAGUUUUGCCUUGGAUGUAAGGAGGAGGCUCCAUAGCAGUAAAGUAAGUUCAAGGUUAGGAAUCUGAAGCAAUGGGUGACUGGAGCUUUCUGGGGAGACUGUUAGAGAAUGCGCAGGAGCACUCCACGGUUAUUGGCAAGGUUUGGCUGACGGUACUGUUUAUCUUCAGGAUCCUGGUGCUGGGGGCUGCUGCUGAGGAGGUCUGGGGAGACGAGCAGUCGGACUUUACAUGCAACACUCAGCAACCUGGUUGCGAAAAUGUUUGCUAUGACAAAGCCUUCCCCAUUUCUCACAUCCGCUUCUGGGUGCUGCAGAUCAUUUUUGUCUCCACUCCAACCCUCAUCUACCUGGGCCAUGUCCUGCACAUUGUACGCAUGGAGGAGAAGAGGAAAGAGAAGGAGGAGCUGAAAAAGAAGGGGAGCAGCAAAGAUGGCAACUACCCAGUAGCAGCAGCAGCAUCUGGCAGCGGUGGUGGAGGAGGCAGCAAUAAUGUCAAAGAUCAACCUAUUGUCAAAAGGGGGAAGGAGAAGCUCCCAAUCCGUGAUGAACGUGGUAGAAUCCGUAUGGGAGGUGCCUUGCUCCGUACUUAUGUCUUCAAUAUCAUAUUCAAGACACUAUUUGAGGUGGGCUUCAUUGUGGGCCAGUACUUCCUAUAUGGCUUCGAGCUUAAGCCGGUUUACCAGUGCAGCCGCUCACCUUGUCCACACACUGUGGACUGCUUCAUCUCGAGGCCCACUGAGAAGACAAUCUUCAUCAUCUUCAUGUUGGUGGUGGCCUCAGUCUCCCUGCUGCUGAACAUGCUUGAGAUAUAUCACCUGGGGUGGAAGAAGCUUAAGCAGGGCAUGACGAGUCAGUACAUCUUAGAGAUGCCUGUUGCAACAAUGACUCCAGUUAUGGUAACAGGGGAGUCCAAACCUGUUUCCCUGCCGCCGCCAGCACCACCUGUGGUGGUCACGACUGCCACGCCGGCCCCUGUUCUGCCUGACACCCGUGCUGUCACACCGCUGCUGGCCCCAGUGACCAUGGCAUCGUACUAUGCUACAGCUGCUCCACGGCCGCGGCCCCCCUCCAACACGACGUCCAUGGCGAGCUACCCCGCUGCUCCGCAAGUUCCUGAGGAGAGGCACCGCGCUGUGACUCCCACACCCAUCUCCACUCCCGUCACCAUCCCGACCCCCAUACCCACGCCCACGCCAGCCGUCGUCAACUACUUCAACAGCGGCAGCCGUGCCCUGACAUCUGAGCAGAACUGGGUCAACAUGGCAGCUGAGCAGCAGGGGAAGGUUUCCUCCAGCUCAGCAGGUUCCUCUACUCCCAGCAGCGUCCGGCAUCCCCUUCCUGAGCAGGAAGAGCCACUGGAGCAGCUACUCCCACCCCCGGCCGUGCUGCCCAUCGCCGCAGCCAACAGCGGCAGCAGCACCAGCCUGAGCGGGGCGAGCGGCAGCAAGUGGGAUGUGGAGGGCGAGGUGGAGCUGUCGGGGGCACGGCCCGUGUCAGCCGCCUGCACCACGGUGGAGAUGCACGAGCCACCGCUGCUCGUAGACACACGGCGCCUGAGCAGGGCCAGUAAGUCGAGCAGCUGCAGAGCCCGGUCAGACGACCUGGCCGUGUGAGGCGGUCGCCCUGCUCGGGGAGCGGGCGCUGGAAGGCGGAGUGGGCAGGGGAGCUGCCUGGGGAGGCCAGGCCUGGCGUGGGUGAGGAGGCCUGGGCUUCAAACUUAGACGCUUGCUGUUUUUGCACUCUGUGAGUUGUAGUGGGGAAAAUUAUCAACAUUUUCUAAUAGGUCAGGGGUGACCGAAGCGCAGCCCGUGGGCCAGGGGAGCAGUCCCGCUUUCCUUCAUGUUCACAGCAGAUCCCUCAAGGGCAGCUGUAGGGGAGGCCUGCACAGAUUACAGGUGGUGAUGGCAGCUGGUCGUGUGCCCUGAGGCUGACUUCCAUCUGAGAAAAAUGUUAAUAUCCCUGGUGCCCGUGCACCUGGCUGUCAUCUCCCUCCUGCCCUUGCCUUCACUUCAGCUCUUUCCCAGAAGCUCUUAAUGAGCAGCUGCAAUGACUUACUUUCUUCCUCUUAAAUCUUAUGUAGCCCUAUGGCAAACAUCAGGGUGGUAUAUUGCCUCUUGGCACUUGUUGUGUCUACGGACCAACUUGCCAAAUGUAACUCAGUUUCUUCCACAUAAUGUGCCUUAUGAGCCUUUGUGUUCAUGGCAAGUCACCAAUG